This is a messenger RNA of Leishmania major strain Friedlin, 246 nucleotides long. RefSeq lists its product as hypothetical. Bases 1 to 246 code for a protein of 81 amino acids. The transcript has a single exon. NCBI's taxonomy places the organism in Eukaryota, Euglenozoa, Kinetoplastea, Trypanosomatida, Trypanosomatidae. The record is from RefSeq and is a predicted model, not a curated record.
AUGUGUGCCACCAUUGCCAGUCUCGAUGCAGCCGUCCUCAGUUUUGGACGUGCGGAGCGUUGUGGCACAGCGCCGGGGAAGCUGGCGCGCAGCUAUCAGCUUUUCGACCACCUCAUCCUAGCCACAGCCGUGUCUGCGACGGGGUGGGCAGAGCACCACCAGGGCGUUUCCGGUUUCAACGAGCUAGUGACCGCGGUGCAGAGGGAACUGCCUUCGCGCCGCUCGCUGAGGCUCUUACCGCCCUGA